CAUUCCAGGGAUUUUUUUUUUUUUUGGCGGGUUGAAAAAAAUGUGUGUCCACACUGUACUGGAUUAGUAAAUAACGGAUCACUGGGUGAAAACGAUGUAAUACACAAAGAACACCUACGGGUGGCGCUACAAAUAGACAUGCAGACGGAACCACGUGACACACCAAACUAUAGAAGAAGAUAGAACACAUGCAUCCGUCAUCUUCCACUUUCCAAGGCUCGUCUUGAUUUACGACAAAGUAAAAUUAUUGGGAGUCACUUUGGGAGUAUAAGACAAUAAAAUACCAGAAGAAUGUCAAUGGUGGUGAGUCUGGACUCUCAAAAUAUUCAGAUAUUAUGUUGUCGUCAACGCUCACUUCUGGUCACGUCGCAGCGACAAGUCACUGACGUGACCAUUUUAAAAAAGGGCCAGAUUGCUCAUCUAUACGGAAACGAGUCUGCGUGUUCAGAUUUUCCCACACUGGAAGCAGUUUUCAAAAAGCCAGAACGCCGUUUCCGUGCGUAUGAGAGACUGAAACGCUAAAAUACUUUGCCGUUUUGACCUGAAAACGUUUCCGUGUGAAUAGCCCCUCAGGUCCAGACACGAGCUAGGCCACUCAUUUAUGUGCUUCACAAUAUGUCAUGUGGCAGAAUUGUGCUUUUGUUUCAGUGCAAUUGUAGAUUUCAGAGAUUGUAUUGGGGUUAACAGUUUCGCAACUGAGACUUCCUGAAAGUAAAAAAAGAAAGUCAGGUCUUUCCAAAUUUGGACAGAAAUGACUUAAAAGACUGGUGUUCCUGCUUCAAGUUAAGAGACAUGCUGCCAAACAGGCAAGAUACCAUACAUCUUACAUUACAUACUGCUUGCUAACACUUACUCCGUUGGUGAAAGACGCAGUUCAGUUGGUUGAAGAGGAUCCCAGGAUCAUUGUUACAAAGACUGACCAAGAAGAAACAAGACUUAAGAAAACAAUGAUCCUCCAUUUUGUAAGCUUAGUUUUUACAUUGCUACUGAAAACAAGUGGUGCAGUGACAUCUAGCCAUGUUGUCAGUACAAUGCAAGUGACAACUGAUGAAAACAAAGAAAAUACCCAUCCUGCCACAGCGAUCACUUUCCAUCGAUUAAAUCAACCGGCUGAAAGUACUAUACAACCAACCAAGGUGGAUCAAACAGAGAAAGACAGCAACAAAAUCUUGUCAACGCCUCCUCUAAUUUACAUGACUUCUAGGAAAUUCAAGUCAAAUGGACACCCAACAGCAACAAACACCAACUUCAUAACUUUCCGAGUAAGUCAUUCACCAGCAGAAAUAGCCACAAAAGCCAUAACAGCAAGCAUAGCUCCAGUGCUGGGAAAAUCUACCCAAAGCCAGGACACAGGACAGACUGUCCUAUUCUCUACGACUAGCAUCGGCUACAGAUAUUUGUCCACAGACUCAAACCUCAAGGCUACUGCAACCAAAGUUUCAACAACUCUUGAAAACAAACAGACUAAUACACUCCUCUUCACGGGUGGUGAUGCUACACGUUUUACCAAGGAAACAACAUUCAUCCUCACCACAAAGGCAGAUAAAAUCCCCUCUCAAGAAAAAUCGAACAGACCGAUUCACAGUGAAGUAGUAGCAGGACUAAUAGGUUUGGCUUUGGUAUUGAUGAUAGUUAGCUUUUUGGUCAUCUAUGUAAAGAAACGCAAGCUUCAGAAACAGCAGAUAACAAUGAAUGACUGGGCAGGUCCGACACCGUUUGUCAGCGGAGGAGCUGACAAUGGACAAGUAACACUGAGUUCAUCAAGCCAGAUUUCUCUCACCACCUUCCUGCCUAAGAAACUAUCCAAAAAGAUGUCCUAUCAACCAGAAAUAAGGGAGGAGUCAAAUGAAAUUACACCAAUAUCUACCUUUGGAGGACAUAAUGAGCCUAAGCAAAUAUAACAAAGGCUCAAUCAUAAAAUAAAACAAAGCGUAUGGAAUGGACUGCUCAAAGCAAACAUCUGAACCCCACUGAAAUAUCUGAAGAGAAAAUCCAAGGGUCAUCCAGUAGGGGUGUCACGAGAAACCCAACUCAUGAGAUGAGCCUACAUGAGACUACACACGAGACUACGUGAGAUUGAGUCCACAACAAUGAGACAAGACAAGAUUUUAAUGUUAAUUUUAAGAAAAGUACAAUGAAAAAAUAUGACUGUACAAACUUUUUGCAUUUAAACGUGUCACAAAAUAAUGCAGGUGCUUUUUGAAACCUUUAUUGUCCCACAAAUUGACGAUAAACUACUGUAUAUUAUUGUCAAAAUUUUUAGGACCAAAUACAGCACAGUUAUAAUACUGUAUACAAUAAUAAAAACAAUAAUACAUAAUCAGAUAUCAUAAUAAUGCAAUAUUUCCUUUAAUAUGUCAUAUUUCACUGUAAAGUUGUGGAAUUGUUUGUGUUUGUUACAUGUAUUUUCUCACAGGCAAUGUCAGUCUGUCACACAUUCUUCAACUGCUGGCUUUUCAAUAGGAAUGUCAGCAUGAAUAGUUCCAGCUUGUUAAACAAUGCCAGCUGACUGUUUUUUGUCUUAUCUCUCUGUCUUUGUCUAUCUACAGUACAACAGGCUUGUCCAGCUUCCCUUUGAUAUUUAUAAUAAAAAAAGUCUUACAUGUACAGUGAGACAAAGACAAAUCUUUGUGCAUUUAGCAGGGAUGCUCCAAUCAGGGUUUAAUGCUGCUGAUAAUGAUCACAUAUUGGCUGUAUCGGGGUAGCCAAAGUUUUUUUUUUUUGUGAGAGCUACUUUUGCAAGAUGAAAAUGGCCAAGAGCUACUAAUUUUUGCAACAUUUUCAUAGCUUAUUUCAAACCCAACAAACCGAAUGCUUGUUUUACCAGAACAUUAACAAAAUGCUGGUAUCCACAACUCACAUUUUGCAUUUCAGAAUGCAUUUCUUUCUAGUGUGAAUAAUAAGCAGGCUUGCAGGUGCCUCAGGUGGUCGUGGGGUGGC
This is a messenger RNA of Dunckerocampus dactyliophorus (ringed pipefish), 2940 nucleotides long. It is a transcript of the gene evi2b, whose product is annotated as protein EVI2B. The coding region runs from base 948 to 1901 and encodes 317 amino acids. NCBI's taxonomy places the organism in Eukaryota, Metazoa, Chordata, Actinopteri, Syngnathiformes, Syngnathidae. The transcript has 2 exons. The record is from RefSeq and is a predicted model, not a curated record.